Molecule: messenger RNA, 2061 nt
Organism: Felis catus (domestic cat)
Lineage: Eukaryota; Metazoa; Chordata; Mammalia; Carnivora; Felidae
Product: olfactory receptor 7A17-like
Exons: 1
Coding region: 1-933 (310 amino acids)
Biological process (GO): G protein-coupled receptor signaling pathway
Cellular component (GO): membrane
Molecular function (GO): G protein-coupled receptor activity; olfactory receptor activity
Source: RefSeq, a predicted model, not a curated record
AUGGAACCAGGAAAUGAUACACAAAUUUCAGAAUUUUUUCUUCUGGGACUUUCAGAGGAACCAGCAUUACAGCCCCUCAUAUUUGGACUUUUCCUCUCCAUGUACCUAAUUGCUGUGUUUGGGAACCUGCUCAUCAUCCUGGCCAUCAGCUCUGACUCCCACCUCCACACACCCAUGUACUUCUUCCUGGCCAACCUGUCCUUUGUAGACAUCUGUUUCACCUCCACCACCGUCCCAAAGAUGCUGUGGAACAUCCAGACUCAGAGCAAAGUGAUUACCUACGCAGGCUGCAUCGCGCAGAUGUAUUUUUUCAUACACUUUGCAGGAUUAGAAGUCUUUCUCUUGACCGUGAUGGCCUAUGACCGCUUCGUGGCCAUCUGUCACCCCCUACACUACACGGUCAUCAUGAACCCCCGGCUCUGUGGGCUGCUUGUUCUGGUGUCCUGGGUCAUGUGUGUCCUGAAUUCCUUGUUACAAAGUUUAAUGAUGUUGUGGCUGUCCUUCUGUACACACUUGCAUGUCCCCCACUUUUUUUGUGAACUCAAUGAGAUGCUCCAGCUUGCCUGUUCUGACACCUUUCUUAAUGACAUGGUGAUAUAUCUUACAGCUGUGCUGCUGGGUGGUGCUCCCCUGGCUGGGAUCCUUUACUCUUACACUAAGAUAGUUUCCUCCAUACGUAGGAUCUCAUCAGCUCAGGGCAAGUAUAAAGCAUUUUCCACCUGUGCGUCUCAUCUCUCGGUUGUCUCCUUAUUUUUUUGUACGAGCCUAGGAGUGUACUUCAGCUCUGCUGCUACCCAGAGCUCCCUCUCAAGUGUCACAGCCUCGGUGAUGUACACGGUGGUCACGCCCAUGCUGAACCCCUUCAUCUACAGCCUGAGGAACAGAGACAUAAAGAGGGCUCUGAAGAGAAUCAUUGGGGUUCCGGCAAUGUAAGGGCCAAUAGUCCUGGGGCUGGAGACAUACCCAUGACUGCAAGGCUCAGAGCCUCAGAGCUAUUCCUUGAUCAGACUGUGGAAGUAGAAUCUGUUCCUUCUAUUUAUUUCCUGGAAUUUCCAUUUGUUUGAAUCCAACUUCUCCAUAUAUUUAAAAAACUCCCUUUAUGAAGCUUCUGCUCUGUCUGAUACACUAUUUCACUUUUGUUCAUUUUCAUGUGUUCCCAAUGUUUUCCCCAACCUUAGAUCACAAAUGCCUGGAAAUUUCUGUAUCUUACGAUGGGCAAGUUGGUCUCCUUGAAAAUAAAUCAAAUGAUUUAUACCAUGCCAUAUAAAUUUUCCCUAAUUUUCCCCAAAGAAUAAUCCCAAGGUGGGUUCUUCAUGUGGAAAAAUACUGCACUUGGCCCCUAGGCCCUCGACACAAUUUUAUUGUAGAUGGAAAUACAAAACCUCUGCUUUCACCUGGAGUCUGUCAAUCCCUUUUAAGUCCCUUCCUUAAGAACUCUUUGAUGAUGUGGACCAUAGCAGGGGUCCAUUGAAGCCUCAGGCUAUUGACACCAAUGCUUAGGUAGGAAACCCCAGGCAUUUGCAUAUGGCCUUGUGCUUGUGGACAUUCCCCCAAGUGUUUCCCUGACCAGAGCCUAUGCUGUGACUGCCCUGGCCUUUGGGUUCUUAUUUUGGUCACAAGACACACCUCAGCACCACCCACCGGAGGACUCUAAAAACACAAGGUUCAUUGCUCACAAACGUUGAGGGCACAUGGGGUUCCCAAAGGCCAUUCAAGGAGGUCUCAGAGAGGGAGAGACUUUAACAGGGAAGGAAAGAGAGCACUAUGAAGGAUCUGGCUUUUGGGGGGCCCAUGGGGGGAGUGACUAUGUUUUUCUGGGCUCAUUUUUUAUGGAUGAAUUUAAAACACGAGUGGAGUUAGAGGAUUGGCCAAAUGGGCCAAGGAGAGGGGGAAUGGAGUGAUGGAAAGAUCAAUAAUGAGAAUGGAAGACACAAUGUGUGGAAUAUAGUCAUCGAUGAUGUACUAGCGGUAAUGGGACAGGUGUCAGUACACCUGUGUGAGCCCGCAUAAAGUACAGAGAAGUUGAAUCACUGUAUUGCAGACCUGAAACUAAGGUAACAU